Messenger RNA from Ceraceosorus bombacis, 5387 nucleotides. The record is from the annotation of a GenBank genome assembly. Lineage: Eukaryota; Fungi; Basidiomycota; Exobasidiomycetes; Ceraceosorales; Ceraceosoraceae.
AUGCUAUACGAUAGCGGUAGUAGCAACAAUACGCACGGCUCCAAGCUCAACCUAAUCGAAGCUGGCUCUUCCCCUGCCGCUCACCUGGAGUCUUCCACUGCUCGGCCUGGACCGAGCUCGGCACCCAUUACGGACUUCGGGCCUGCUAUCAAUCAAGGUCCAACAUGGAGGCCACGUCUACAUCCAGGCUCGACUGCGCUAGGCAAGCCCGACUUCUUUCCACCCGAUACCGAUGCAGAGCAGCUUACGGAGCAAGUCAUCCGCUUAGGUAUCACUAAUCGGCCUGCUGUCGGAAACGAAACCAUGACCGCAAACGACAUGAUCUAUGACAGGUUGACUGGCGCCAAUGUAUUGGACACUAUGGGCUCCAUGAUGGACGAGAUCCUUAUGCGGAGAGAAGAGCUACAGCGCGAUAAGAUCAGUUCCUCGUCGCAUCGCGCCCCGCCACGAGUCACGCUCAACGAAGUCAAGCUGGCGGCAUACAUGAGGGAUCUGGGAGACCCCAGCGUCCCCUUGCAGCGACUCGCUCGAAGCGUGCCACACGGUUACAGGGGUGAGCGUAUGCUGGAUAUGCUAUGGAUGGGAGGUGUUGCGCCGACGCCAGCAUCAUCCUCUGCUGCGGCGGCAGCGGCUGCCCGAUCAUCUGCCACCGCUUCUCAAGCCGCUAGUGUGCUGCCUCAAAGCCCGCGCAAUCCCGUCGAGUUGCAUCGAGCAGUGUGGUUCAUACGAGUCGUCGGCGCCAGCGAGAUUUCCUCUUCGCGUGCUCGUCAGAACAGCAACUAUACAGCAGAGUGGACAAGCACUUUUAACGGGUGGCUACGUAAGCAGCUCGCCGAACUCAAUAUUGCUCCGACAGCAUCCAUGUAUCAAGCAGCUCAUUCAUCUCCAGCUUCCCCGGCCCCGACUAAUCGCACGCCCGCCCAUGCACGGUCUCAGCCUAUCGCCGCAUCUUCGCCAUACUCUGCUAGCGCCAAUGGGCACAGCCUGAUAUCAUCUCGUGACUCCAUCAUACUGCAGCAGCCCGAUCUGGAGGCGCGUUGGUUCGCCAAAUGGGAGUACAGCAUCGGACUGGCUCAAGCACUCGUUGCAGAGUCCCUUCUUGACAUUCGGGUUUUUGCGCUCUGGAUCUUCGAGCAGCUCGGCACCGCUUCGCUCGCCCAACUGCCAUUCGUCUUGACUUUGGCUCAAGAGCACGCAUGGGUCGCUUUGGAUGCGCUCAUUUUGCAAAGGGCGUUGCUGCAGUCCUUGUGCUCGUGCAUCACCGAGCUUCGCAAAGCUGAGCUGCCAGAGGACAAUAAAAAUACGCAUCUCAUUCUCAAAGAGGCAUGCGCACUUGUCAGGUUCCUCUUCGACUCAGACUCGGACGCGUUCGUCUCUCCCAAGCUUUGGUCGCAGUAUGGGGCUACUAUACGCAAAGUCGUUGAUGAUUCUCAUGACGAUGUCGAGACUUCUCGUGCGGCUGCACACAGGCGCGAGAAGCUGAACAACAUCGACAGGCGAGCUCAAGCGUGCCUUCUCGGUGAUCUCGUUGUCUCCUCCGAUGAAGUCUCGGCUUCCCGCUGCGAUGUUGAGGUGAGCCCCCAGCAGCGGCCCGAGACGUGAGUGUGCGCAAACAUCGACUGACUUACUGACAUGCACCCACUGAAGCUGCUGGACGACUUUUCUGUGGAUGAUUUGGACGUCGAAGCACUUGCGGAUGCGUAUUUUGCACGUUCCAAAGCGCAGUACUCCAUCCAGGACAAACUCUGCAACGUUCUGAUCUGGGCCACAACGCAAUGGCGAAGCGGCCAGCAUCGUCCAUUACUCGCAGCACGACUUGUUUGGACCUACCACAGCCGAUCGCAAGACGCGAGCGCCAGGCUAGCUCACGGCUGGCGUGCUGUGGAUCUGCAAACGGUGCUCUUCGACUGGCUGUCUUCAGUAGACAAGGCUCAGCGAGAUCGCGGCAAUCCGCCUUCAGCCGUACUACAAUCGCUAGAAUUGGAGAGUGUCAUCAUUCUCGUCGGUGAGCUCAUACGUCUGGGCUGUUUCUCAUUCUCCAAGUAUCUCCAGCGCCUAACAGCGCGGGGCAUGACAGCGGGUCCGACAGCGCCUCUGAAAGGCACCCCGCCAGGAUCUUUUCAAGCUUCGCAGGCCUCUUCUGAAUCCGAAGCUUCAUUACAUCAGCGAGUUCUACGCUCCGUGCCGCUUGCAGCUGCGACUCCAGCACUAUCGAGCCAAAGACGAUCUGCCAUCUAUGGCACACGCCUCAAAGAAUCCCACGAGGAGGCGUCGGAGCGCAGGCUACGACGCGAGCUUUCCAAUGCCUUGCCUUGGCUUCACGGCGCCUCUCCUCAAGAAGGCAAUAAUGCGUCAUCGUCAUCUGUGUGGAAGGAACAAGUUCCACAUUUAUGGUCCGCCUCGCGCUUUACGCUGGCUAAGGUCAUCACAAGUGACCUCAUGCCAAGUAUACACUCCCUCGAAAGGAGUCUGACGGUUGACGAGAUAUGCAUUCUGGAAGUCAUUCUAGCACACGCCCGCGAUCACGUUGCUUUGUCACAGGUGCGUCCGCUCCCAUUACGCAGCCAGUCUUUCGCAGUACUUACGAUCGGCGCCCAAAUCUAAUGCAGCUGCUCAGCAGUCAGUUGCUCUUACUUGCUUUCAUGGAAGACAGCGAAGCGUUGGAGGUCUUGACCAGCUGCAUCUGCAAACAUGCUCUGUGCUUUGCCGCGCUGGACACGUUGAAUCAGUUGUCAAGUGCCGUAUCCGACCUGUACAUCCAAUGCGCUGGCGACGACAUUUCACCUUGGGGCGCUUCUUGCUCGGAAGCUUUUCAACGGGUCGCUGCCUUGCGAAACCUCCGCCGGCACAUCUCGUGCAAUCGCGAAGAAGAGCAGACAUCGGCCUCUAAAGGCCAUUGCCGGACAGAAAGCCGUCCAUCUGGUCAUCUACAUGAUCAAUUUGUUGAGAUUGCACGACGACUAGCCAGUGACCUUGAUGUGCGUGCAGCAAUGAGAAGCGUGCAGGCCAUUGCAGGUCCCAUAGCGGGGCAGAGCAUCCUCAGCGCAGCACUCCACGUUGUCUCAGAGGGUGCCUCGGAUGGGGCAACGAUCGCUCUCGUGCAAUGGGUCAGGCAUGCCACUUGGACUGCUUCAGACCUUCAUACUGUCCUGCGCUCGUGGGCAAGUCAAAGCGAGCACAAUGCCGCCAACGAGGGGUCAGAGCUUUUCUUGCUGCGCUGCGUCGCGUCAGGCGCGCUUCGAAUGCGAGAUCUGUACGCGUCUUUCGUUCUGCCAGCUCUGGAGCUCGAGGCUGAGGAAAAUGGCGCUCCUCCAAUCGAAAAACAGAACAAACGGAGCAUCAAAGUAGCAACUGUCGCAGCCAUAAUCAAAGGCUCGAGUUCGCCAAGAGAAACCAGCGCAGCGCUCCGCCUCGACUCGCGUCACCGACUCCGGCUGGAAGCCGAAUCGGCCACCGUCACGGGGUCAAUUGGUGAGACCUCCUUGCUCUUCCGCGUAUUGGUCCUGCUGCUGCACCUGCCCAACCACGAUGCAGCCGUACUAGCUUGUAAUGAACUCUUGUCCAACCUCUCGGUGCGGUGCUGCAUCAUGAUCAAGGCUUUCGAGCUGUUCAGCAUCGUCAGCGAGGUCAGUCGCUCUGUCUGGGGCUCAAAUCCGAGUCAGGUGCUCUCGCAGGUCUUUGCUAGCGUCAACCAAGCAGGGCUGUCCACCGUCAAUCCCAGCUCAAUCGAUGCCCAGAUGAUCUUCCAACGCCUCGAUCCUUGGAGAUGCAACCUGACUGUGGCAGAAAUCGCUCACAUCACUGGGAAGGUAGCAACUGCAGAUGCUAGCGAACAUCUUCGCAGCCAAAACGCUCUGACAUCCUUGUCUGUAGCCAUCUUCGAGCCCUUGUGUCUCGCGUCGAACUCAAGCCUCCAAAAUCAGCUCAUACGUCAUACCAAGCACAUCAGCACAUUUCAAGGUCGACUUGUGGAUCUUUGCAUAGAAGAAUUGCUCCGACACCUGCACAGCUCCAGUAGGAGAGCGGGACCAACGCACUCUUGGCUUCAUGACAGUCUGCAAACGCUCGCACAAGUCUUGCACAGCCAGACCCGCGCUUCCAUCAGCCCUCAUACUCUGAUCCUCGCUAGUCAGCUCCUUAACGCUAUCGCUGCGGGGUUCGAAAUAACGUCAAGCAGCAGAGACUGUCGGGACCUUAGCUUGAUCCCGCUGGAUGUGAGUGUCCGUGCGAGCCUGGGGUGUGCGCGUCUUGCUGGCUUGUGGACAAGUGCAGAUGCCCGCUCUACGGCGCCGAGGCUCCUCGAGGCUAUGUGCGCUUGUGCUGUGAAUUGCAGUCUCGAGGCGUUGAACGACUUCGACGUCAUUGUAGACGCAAUGUCUGCUCUCAUGGAAGAUAUGCCGCCAGAUUGUGUCUCGAGCGCCCAGACGUCCAUCUCAAGCAUCCUCGCUCAGGUUUGUGUUCGGUCAGCAAUACCCGACUUUGCUCAAGCGCGACUACAAGCCCUGGCGAUGCCCGCCACAAUCACAACCCAAACACAUUUCGCCGGGGCCACCAGCGAUAUUAUCCUAGCAAGUAGCAUGACAUCGGCCGCUGUCAAAGGCAACUUCAGUCAAGCGCCUUUCAAAGCCUGGGAGCUUCAUGACCACAUGGAUGCCGACACAUUGUCCAGAGCACAAGCCCGUCUUCCGGGAAGCACGAUACUCGGCGGCGGGUCUGCUACUAGCCAUCCACCCUCAGUAUCGAUGAUUGACGCGGAUGAGGUAGGCUACGCUGCUGUCAACUUGGCAAACAGCGGAUCUGUCUCGCUGCUUCAAGUCGGCGCAGUGAAGACUCGCGAGCGCGUGGCCAGCGCCUCCGGCCUCAAUGAUUACAUGUAUCCGACGCGUAGCCCUCACACCUCAAUCGGAGCGGACGAACCCGAGCAUUGGGCAGCGCACGAAUCUGAGCGCACGUACGGUGAAGGAAGGGCAGGGGACACGACGUACGCUCGUGAUGCUCGAACGGGCUCCGACCUGCUGGCUCUGGACAGGGCGCGAGAGGACGGCGGCGAAGCAGCUUUGAUACCCGAAGAGCUUCGAGCAGCCGAUCGUGCUCUUGCGCAACGUGCACUAGCAGCAGCAGCAGCUGAAGCUGCUGCGCGUGCGGCUGAAGAAGCAGUCAAGAAAGCUGAGGCUGCGGCUGCCUUGGCAGCUGCUGCGAAAGUGGUUCAGACAACACCACAACGUCCCAAGCCCGUUUCCAAAGGCACUAGACAGGCACCUGCCACGUCUGCCAAGAGUAGAAAGCGCAAAGAACCACCUGACUCACCAGACACAGCGUCUCGAUCGAGCACCCGAGGUGGACGUGGAAGAGGGCGGGGACGAGGUAAAGAAGCCAAAGCCGUGUGA